AUGAAUGCUAGUGCCACAGAUGUGCUGCGUGGAUCAACUGUGACUCUCUCCUGCUUGAUAAACAGAAACAUAUUGGGCCGUGUACGGGACAUACAUGAAAUAGCCAUUUUUCAAAAUGGAUCAAAAGUAAACAGGAGUUAUGGCUAUUCCAUCAAUGCUCAUGUUUUAAUGCACACCUUUGGGAAGCAGACCUUUGAAUGUAAAUCUGCGGUACAAGAGCCAAGACUGCUCAUAUGUGGAAUUUACAUCAAUGUUGGAAUUCCUCCAGACCAGCCAAAAAAUGUGUCCUGCAUUCAGUAUGGGAAAAAUGGAACUCUGACUUGCACCUGGAAGGAAGGAAGUUAUACAUACUUUAAUACACUCUAUGAGCUACAGCUAACAAAUGGAACCACUAAUGACACACAGCUUUUGAGAAAGAUUUCUACAUCUGAUUCAGUGGAUCUUGCAGUGAAGCUGGAUUUUGAAUCCACUUAUACAGCUGUGGUUAUUGCCUCAAACAAGCUGGGAAAUGCUGUCUCCCUACCAUUUCAAUUCACAUUAUUUGACAUAGUGAAACCUCAUUCCCCACCGGAUAUCUCUGUGGAAUUUGAUAGCUUUGAUGGAAGAAAUUGCACUAUUUUCUGGCAAGAUCAACAAGACACUCAACUCUUCAGAAUAAGAUUCAGACCAAUUAACAGCAAUUCCUGGAUUAUGCUUGAAAAUAUAACUGCCAGAAGAUAUGACCUACAAGACCUGAAGCCAGACACAGAGUAUGAGUUCCUGGUGUCCUGCAGGUUCUUUCCCAACAAAGGCUUAUGGAGCGACUGGAGCAAGUCAUUGCAAAUAGAAGCAGCACCAUUUGGGCCACUUGAUAUCUGGUACUUGAAGGACAUGUCCUCCCAAACGGAGAAUAUUACUAUUUUUUGGAAGAAUACGAACCCAUCAGAAACAAGAGGGAAAAGCCAUCCUUGCAGAGUGACCUUUCAGGCCCUGAACCAGAAGCCUCACCAAGCAACAGAAACACAUUCUACAACACAGACCGUUUUCUCACGAGUCAUGCCUGUAUCAAACUACAGAAUCACAGUUUAUUACUACAACUCAAGAGGGAUCUUCCUACCUGUCUACAUCACUACUGACCUAGAAAUUUCAGAUUUGUUGCACCCUUCCAAUCUCUCUGCUGCAUCAGUGGGAAAUGGCAGAAUCUUUAUUGCAUGGGCAGCACCUCCUGUGCCGCCUUCGUUGAUUAACGAAUAUGUCGUGGGAUGGGCAGAGCCUCAUCAAGGCAGGCACUGGGAGACCCACCCAAACUGGCUCAAGAUUCCUGCAGCCAGCUGCACAAUAAUAAUUCUAGAGCUCCUAAAGCCUUAUGUGUGUUAUCAAAUCCAUGUGUUUGCACUUUAUGGGAACAGAGCAGAAAAAUCAAUUUCCACUACAGGAGCUGCAUCAGCAAAAGCUGCAUUAACUGGACCACAUAUUGAUACAACUGUAAGAGAUGGGAGCAUAUUGGUCUUCUGGACAGAAAUUCCAGAAGAGCAGCAAGUGGGCUGUAUUGUUAGCUACAAAAUAUAUGUACAGCAGAAAUCACCAAGUGUGGACACUGAAGUCUAUGACAUUCCUAAAGCAUCUACACAGCCAUUUUCCAUUAAAAACGUACAGGCUGGUGUUGCAUAUAUUUUAUGGAUGACAGCUUCCACCAAGGCUGGAGAGGGUCCUAAAGGGAAUGAAAGCCUUGCAUUUACCGAUGAACCUGGAUGGGCUCCUGUUGUAGUCCUUUGCAUUAUAGGCAUUUCCGUGGUGACCUGCUGCGCAGUGUAUGCAAGGCUACAGGGUUUCUCACUCUUUUCUGUUCACAUCCAUAGACAGUACAAUAAAGCUAUUCCAGAUCCUGCCAAUUCUUCAUGGGCUAAAAAAAUCACAUCUGUGGAGAAUGAGCUGAGUUCAUAUUCCAGCCAGUUCCUAAAUAAUCUAGACAACUUGGAAGAGCCUGAAACUCUACAAAUAAAAGAAGUCUUGAUAAAAAGACAGUCCCGUGGUUUUGAGGACGUGCUGUUCUCAGAAAGAAUAGAGACGAUGGAAAGCCACACAUGGCCAGCUGAGAGGUUCCAAGAAGAAAAUCCCACCAUGGACAAGUUAAACCACCACCUUUUGAUUAGUGACACGCUAGAUCAGCACCAGUUACUCUUCUUAUACAAGAAAGUUGCACCUGAAGAACCAAAUCAGGGCCAGGUAUUUUCUGACUACCUUGUCAACCCCCUUGAAGAUACAACGCUAGACUAUUUGCCUUCAACCAUUCUGCCCACCAUUACAAACACAGCAGAAGUCAGCAGUGAAGCAGAGUUCAAUUCAUUUAAUAUUUUCUCAAGAACUUUUCUGCCCCAGACAUUUUCUCUCGGUGGAAAGCUUACUCUAGAUGCCAUAAAAAUGGAUUGUAUCUUUCACAGAUUAAGCUGUCAAGAAUCCAUGUCAUCUUGCCUCCAUUCCUGCAGCCCAAAAAUAUUCUUGGUACAAAAACAUUUUAUUGAAAUUCAGCAAGGUGAAUAG
Molecule: messenger RNA, 2520 nt
Organism: Gekko japonicus
Lineage: Eukaryota; Metazoa; Chordata; Lepidosauria; Squamata; Gekkonidae
Gene: IL12RB2
Product: interleukin 12 receptor subunit beta 2
Biological process (GO): cytokine-mediated signaling pathway
Cellular component (GO): signaling receptor complex; external side of plasma membrane
Molecular function (GO): cytokine receptor activity; cytokine binding
Source: RefSeq, a predicted model, not a curated record